Messenger RNA from Olea europaea var. sylvestris, 1200 nucleotides. RefSeq lists its product as uncharacterized. NCBI's taxonomy places the organism in Eukaryota, Viridiplantae, Streptophyta, Magnoliopsida, Lamiales, Oleaceae. The transcript has 6 exons. Bases 1 to 1200 code for a protein of 399 amino acids. The record is from RefSeq and is a predicted model, not a curated record.
AUGGACUUUCUUGAGCUAAAGCAGGAAAAUAUGACGCUCACCGAUUAUGAGCAAAAAUUUGAGGAGUUAUCUAUUUUUGCCCUAUACCUGGGUGUUGAGAAGGCUCAAGUAUACACCUUUGAUGAUGACCAGACUGGUGAAAGUAGUAAGCACCAGAUAAGAUGUGGCAAGCCAAGACACAUCGUCGAAGACUGCAUUGAGGGACAAUCUAAGAAGGCUGAAAAUCAAAAAGGAACUACACACUCAUUUGUUUCUUCGAUAUUCUUUUCAAAAUCGAAUAUAGAAUGUGUACCCCUUGAUAACAUAUUAGAAGUAUCACUAUCAUCUGGAAAGGUCCUUAAUGCAAAUUAUAUAGCGAGGAACCUAAAUUUAGAAAUGGAUGGGAAGAUUACAAAAAUAGACUUAGUGGUCCUAGACAUGAAAGAUUUUGAUGUUAUACUUGGGAUGGACAGGUUGUCGAAAAAUCAUGCAAGCAUUUUGGUGCAUGCUGUACGCUUGUUGAAAAAGAAGUCAGCUCAAGGAUUCUUAGUGUCAUUGACCAGCACUAAUCAGAAGGAGUUAACCAUUGACGAAGGCCCAUUGGUUAGGAAUUUUUUUGAUGUAUUUCCAAAAGAUUUACUAGGAAUGCCUCCAAAUAGAGAGGUUGAGUUCACUAUUGACUUUGUACCUAGUGCCACGCCAAUUUCGAAGGCCCGUUGUCGUAUGGCACUAGUAGAACUUCAAGAAUUGAAAGUACAAUUGCAAGAAUUACUAGACAAAGUUCUUGGUGAUACCUUUGGCUUGACAAAUGCGCUAGCUAUCUUUAUGGAUCUUAUGAAUCGAGUCUUCCAAUAUUGUUUUGAUCAGUUCGUUAUCAUCUUCAUUGAUGACAUACUAAUCUAUUCAAAGAAUGAGCAUGAACAUAUGGAACACCUAAGGAUUAUUCUCGAAAUAUUGAGGAAGGAAAAGCUCUAUGUAAAAUUCAAAAAGUGCGAAUUUUGGCUCAAUAGAGUGGGAUUUCUAGGCCACAUAAUUACAGCCCAAGUAACUGAAGUUGACCCAAAUAAAGUGGAAGCAAUUAAUGAUUGGCUUCAACCAACUAAUGCUAGAGAAGUACACAGCUGCUUGAGAUUAGCAGGUUACUAUACGCAAUUUAUUGAAGGGUUUUCAAAGAUUACCAUCCCAAUGACUCAGUUAACGAGAGAAAAUGUGAAGUUUUAA